Molecule: messenger RNA, 814 nt
Organism: Lolium perenne
Lineage: Eukaryota; Viridiplantae; Streptophyta; Magnoliopsida; Poales; Poaceae
Product: protein CURVATURE THYLAKOID 1C, chloroplastic
Cellular component (GO): thylakoid; chloroplast thylakoid membrane
Source: RefSeq, a predicted model, not a curated record
CCUGCCAUCUGAUGAAGCGUUAGUGGACUAGGGAGCUCCCGCUCACAUCCGCUGUUGCAGACGAAGGCCAAACAGCACAGUAGUUUCCCCGGUUCCUCCAAGCAUCCUUCACGCACGCUAUCGCAGUACUCUGCACCAAUCCCCAGGCGAGGGAUCUUGGCGAUGAUGGCCUGCGCCCUCUCCAUCGCUCAGCCUGCAGCGCUCGCGCCGUGCGGCGGCGGUGGCAGCAGGAGUGUCCCCAUCAAUCUGCCCAGGCUCCGAAGCUCCGUCGUGGCAGGCAGGACAAGAAGUCGCGGUGUAGUUGCCAAGGCUGCGCAGGACAGUUCAGAAACCGGAAGCAUCGUGAAAUAUGUCAAGAGUUCAUUCAACACUACCGAAGAUAUCUUUGCUCUAGCCGGUAUAGGCUUUGCAGCAAUUGCUGCAUUCUGGGCUUCCAUGAUGGUUAUUGAGGCCAUAGAUAAGCUCCCGGUUCUCCCUAUUUUCUUCGAACUAAUUGGAAUAUCAGUUGCAUGGUGGUUCAUCUACGGGAACCUUCUCUUCAAACCAGACAGAGAAAAGUUUGUCAGCAACAUCAAAAGCUCGGUAUCUCAGAUCUUGGGACAGUAACUUUCCUUUGAAAAUGGAGUACACAUCCUGCGGACGCCAUAAGUUCUGUUUAGGCUCAUGAGAAUUUCUGCAGUACCAUUGUCCAUUAUAGCUGUAAUACAUAUUUCCUGUACAGGUUAGAGCGAUAUCAAGAAUUCCCUUGGUAGCAGAACUUACGUGUUUCGUUGUAACAUUAAAGGAUAAAGGCAGGAGGUUUUGGUACAUUUUA